GAGAGAGGUAUAGUGUUUCUUUGGAGAUUGCGUUACAGUGGGGCGAGGAGAGAGCGAGAGAGAGAGGUGGGCUCAGUAAUGGGGAUUUACUUAAAUACCUUGCAAGUCAACCAGCAAGACACAGAGCACUCUGCUGUUUGGAUUGACAAUAAUAUGGACGGAUUGAAACUUCAACUGAUCUAACAGAUUGUAUAGUUGGCGUGUCUGAGCGUUUGGGGUCAGCAUGAGCGCGGACUGCACGAGCUAUUACAACGCAGAGAAAGUGCUCGUAAACGAGUUCACGUGCCCUAAACCGGACAACGAUGCAGGAGCCCUUUUCUGCUGUGGCUUCAAUGACAUGAAAUACUGUUGUGAUGACCCAAACAGUUUUUUCCCAUACGAGUAUGGAUACAUGUGGUGGUUAAGUCUGGGAGCGCUGGUUGGCCUGUCCAUAGCAGCUGUGGUCCUGCUAGCGUUCAUCAUCACUAUCUGUGUCCUGUGCUAUCUGUUCAUCGCGACCAAACCCAGAGGCCUUGACAACGGACUGCCCCUCAUAGCACCAGGUUCUGAACCCAGUCCACGAGAGGGGCCGAGUCGGAGUCACCCCAGUAGCCCCCCUACGGGUCCCCAAGGGUUUAAGAAGCACUUCUUGAGUGGUAAACUGGACUGUGACAACCAGCCUCCAGAUCCAGACCGCCUCUUCCAGAGGUGCUUCAUGGCCACCGUCACCACCAUCAAUGUGGAGGGGUCCUCAUAGACUGGCCUAGGACUCUCAAACCAGUAUAGACUGGGAGGAGAGGGGGAUGGCUGUGUAAGAGGAGGAGAAGAUAGGAGCAUUAAACCAGGCUGACAAUGCAUCUACUA
Messenger RNA from Oncorhynchus mykiss (rainbow trout), 843 nucleotides. RefSeq names its product shisa like 2A (gene shisal2a). NCBI's taxonomy places the organism in Eukaryota, Metazoa, Chordata, Actinopteri, Salmoniformes, Salmonidae. The record is from RefSeq and is a predicted model, not a curated record.